AUGGUGGGAACGGAGAACGUAGUCGGCCUGCUGAUGGACGGUGCGUCCGCGAAUGUCAACGCUGCCAGCAUCAUCGCCCGCGACUACCCAAAAGUUCAGUGGAUUCGUUGUGCUGCGCAUACUCUCAAUCUAAUGAUGAAGGACAUUGGCCAACUCGAUUGGGCCAAGGAUACCAUAGACCGCGCGCAGCAGCUAAUUACGACGCUGAAGAACGCGCACUGGAUUACGGGGGUUCUUCGGAAGGAGAAGGCGCUACAAAUCUUGAAACCUGCGGGCACUCGUUUUGGAACAAACUACAUCGCCCUCGAACGCCUGCAAGCAGUGCGAAAAACUCUCGACAAGCUGGUGUUGAGCGAGGAUUGGGAGGAGUACGUCAAGGGAAAGCCGAAAAUGAAGGACGCAUGGGAUACUAUUAUCGACAAAGAGUUCUGGGCGCGCGUUGGGACGGUGCUCGAUGUGCUUCGUCCGGUCUAUAAGCUGUUGCGGAAUGUUGACGGCAAUCAGGAGGUGAUGGGCAAGAUCUAUGACAAAAUGUUUGUUUUGGAGGACGCGGUGAAGGAGGCGUGUAAGGAGCUGACCGAGGAGGAGAAGGAGGAUGUGACCGACAUCACGAACUGGGCCGUUUGGGAGUCAAUCCAUACAGCUCGUCGUAAUCGCCUUGGACCGAAACGCCUUGCCGACCUGGUGUACGUGAGCCACAACUAUCACACAGUGAAGAAGUUGAAUGAGGAUCUUGCUAAGAAGCUGGUGGUGAGUGGGCUUCCUGUGGUCCAAGUUAAGGAGGAACCUACUGACAGCUACGGGCAUCUCGAUGACGACGACAUCCCUGAUGAGGCAUAUCUUGAUGGCCAGGAAGCGGAAGAGCCGAAGGAGUGA
Molecule: messenger RNA, 876 nt
Organism: Closterium sp. Naga37s-1
Lineage: Eukaryota; Viridiplantae; Streptophyta; Zygnematophyceae; Desmidiales; Closteriaceae
Source: the annotation of a GenBank genome assembly